CGAUGUGCUUAUGUGGGACAAUAACACGUGUCUGGCCUUUAUUGGGCCAACGACAACAUCGAUCGACGCGGCGAGUUCGACGUGUCACUGUCUGGGAGGGAAUCUCAUUAGCCUCGACACAGAUGAUAACUUCGAUCAUUUUCACCAAUAUCUCGACACUCGCAUGUCAGGAUAUAACAGAGUGGCGAUAGGUCUACGAGCAGAGAGUAUAAUAGGACCGUGGGUGUGGCAUGAUGGGACUCCUCUGGAAGACAUGUCACCCUUCUGUCCAAACGAACCCAAUGGCGACCAAUCAAAUAACCUCGGACAGCGUUGUGCAGUCCUGGAGUUUCCGCAUAUGUGCAUGGACGACAGAAAUUGUCCCGAUAGCAUCAUUCAUAUUUACUUCGCUUGUGAAUACUUUUAGUUGCAUAUUUCACUGUACAUGGACUCUACCUACAAGUAGGGGUCAUGGAGGCCGAGUUGUUAAGGCAUCUGUACGUGUACAAUCACUAGCCCUCCAUCACUGGGUCGCGGGUUCGAGGUCUAUUACACGAGACAGUCGCCAGGUACUUGGCGUGGGUCGGUGUUUUUUCUCUGGACACUCUGGUUUUCUUCAACCAUCUAUAAAUGUGUAAAUUGUUUAAAUGAGUAAGGAUCCCAAGGAAACGUUUAUAAUGAAUGAAAGUAAUAUCAAAAUCUAAGUCAGAAACAACUUGUGAUUACUGACUGAAGGUUACAAUACUGUACGAUGGUCGGGUAUUGCAGAGGAUAGCACACUUAACUUUCACCAAGGCGGCCGGUUCGAUUCCCCGAUCGGACAUGAAAAGGUUUGAGCUCACCUGUCUACCGCGGGGUUUUUCUCUCCAGGUACUCCGGUUUCCUCCCACAAUAAGACCACAUCAGUGCUAAUAUCCGUGCCAAAAAAAGUGAUAAAUAAAAGCAAAAACUUGUUUCAUAAUUGUUUUACAAGAAAUUAAGUUUACAUGUCAUAACAAUACUGCGCAUCAGUGUUCAUGUCCGACUUUUACUGGCUCCACUUGUAAUCUUGUACUGAUCAAUUAUACACUCAAAUUUGUCUAAUGAUGCAAUCCAGAAAUAAUGUCCUAUAUGACUAGCUGUGUGUAACGUAAAACAGUAGGCUACAAUGGC
Messenger RNA from Mizuhopecten yessoensis (Yesso scallop), 1131 nucleotides. Its product is annotated as type-2 ice-structuring protein-like. The transcript has 2 exons. The record is from RefSeq and is a predicted model, not a curated record. Lineage: Eukaryota; Metazoa; Mollusca; Bivalvia; Pectinida; Pectinidae. Bases 11 to 406 code for a protein of 131 amino acids.